Molecule: messenger RNA, 5905 nt
Organism: Balaenoptera ricei (Rice's whale)
Lineage: Eukaryota; Metazoa; Chordata; Mammalia; Artiodactyla; Balaenopteridae
Gene: NHSL1
Product: NHS like 1
Exons: 7
Coding region: 1-4872 (1623 amino acids)
Biological process (GO): cell differentiation
Source: RefSeq, a predicted model, not a curated record
AUGCCCUUCCACCAGAGGACCGUGGAGCCCGCGCGGCUGCGCCAGCCGGAGGCGGCCGGGGCGGCGGGCGCGCCGCUCUUCCGCUCGCUGGAGCAGGUCAGCUCGCACGCCCUGGUCUGCCUGUUGGAGCAGCUCGCCGACCUGUCGCGCUGCGCCGGGGACAUCUUCGGCGAGCUCGAGGGACAGGCGGCCGCCCUGGGCCGCCGCACCGCAGCGCUGCACCGCCGCCUCGACGCCCUGCACGCCGCCACCGCGCGCCUCGACCACCGCCGAGUGAAAAUCCCUGUUUCCAACCUAGAUGAGGAGAGUCGAUGGACAGUCCACUACACUGCUCCAUGGCACCAGCAGGAGAAUGUGUUCCUUCCCACCACAAGACCCCCCUGCGUAGAGGACCUGCACCGCCAAGCCAAGCUCAACCUCAAAUCAGUAUUGAGGGAAUGUGAUAAGCUGCGGCGGGAUGGCUACCGGAGUUCUCAGUACUACUCCCAGGGACCCACCUUUGCAGCCAACUCCAGUCCAUUCUGCGAUGAUUAUCAAGAUGAGGAUGAAGAACCAGAUCCAAAGUGUUCUAUCUCUUCGUCGGAAGAGGAAAGACUUUCUACCAGGAGACCUAAAACGCCAACCUCAAGUGAAUUCUCUGACCUUAGUACUCAAACCAACUGGACCAAACCACUUCCCUUGCCAACACCGGAAGAGAAGAUGCGACAGCAGGCCCAAACAGUCCAGGCUGAUGUAGUUCCUAUUAACAUAACUGCUUCGGGGGGCACUGGCCAAGAUGCUGUUGGUGGCCACUCAGUGGACACCCCAGACCACUACUCUACGCUCGGAAGGCUCGAUAGCUAUCGAUCUGCUGGGCAGCGCUCAGAAACCAGGGAUUCCAGCUGUCAGACUGAGGAAGUGAAAAUCCUACCACCUUCGAUGAGAAGAAUCAGGGCGCAGAAGGGGCAAGGCAUUGCGGCCCAGAUGAGUCACUUCCCAGGCUCCUCUGGGAACAUGUCUGUGCUGAGUGACUCUGUGGGCGUCGUGUUCCCUUCUCGCCUCAACAGUGACGCUGGUUUCCACAGUCUCCCCCGGUCUGGAGCGAGGACAAACGUUCAGUCCCUGGAGCCACGGCUGGGUGCCCUGCGCCCUGCAGAAGACGCAGACGAAACUCUCGCCUACCAGAGGGGUCACCUGCAAGUAGACGAAGACUUCGGACAUCUAGGAGCUGCCCCAGGGACUGGAACACUUUUGAGGCCCAAAUCCCAGGAGCUGGGGCACUUGGAGGGUGAAAACGUAACAAGCCCGGCGUGCGUAGUCUCUCCUCACGCGACCUACUCCACCACCCUCAUCCCAAAUGCCACGCUCUCCUCCUCUUCAGAGGUUAUUGUGAUUCACACUGCUCAGAGCUUAGGGCAGCUGGACAGUGAAAUUACCAGUUCAUCUUCAUACACAAAGAUCAAAUCCAGAGACCACUUCCUCUCCCGGCAGAAAGAUGGUCAUCCUUCUCCCCGUGGUAACUGGACUGAGGGGCACGCCACCAUUUUUUCACAGGUCUCAGACCCUCAUUCGUCCAGUGCAACCACUCUGGUGUCCCUCUGCGAUUCUGCGGUCUCUCUAAAUACGCCCGCAAAUCGGGAGAAUGGGUCCCAGGCCACGGCCUAUAAUUGUAGAAACAACCGGAGCUUCCCGGUCCACCCCCAGGAUCUGAACAGCAAGAGUGAGUCCAGUUAUUCCGGAGGCAGGGGGCACGGCGGCAGCGCGGAGCCCUGGGAAUACAGUGCCUCGGGUAGUGGGCGUGCGUCCCCACGGAAGCCACAUCUGGCAACUCCUGGUUACUCCACUCCUGUAAGUAACACGAGCAGUGGCAGUUUGGACCAGACGUCCAACAACGGUGAUGCCAGGGCCGUGUAUCCAGAGGACCACGAUGGCUACUACACUUCUCGGCACACCAACUCAGGACACGGACCUGGGCAUCUGUACAAUAGCAGCGAUGGCUUUGGGAACCCGAGGCACAGCGUGGUCAAUAUUUUUGAUGGAAGAGCGCGGAAGAACCAAGGGGACCGGUCGAAUUGCCGAGACAAAAACCUUUCUCGAAACAUCUCUCUGAAGAAAGCGAAGAAGCCUCCCCUGCCACCCUCUCGGACAGACUCUCUGCGCAGGAUUCCCAAGAAGAGCGUCCAGUCGAACGGGCAGGUGCUGAACGAGAGCCUGAUCGCCUCGCUCCAGCAUUCGCUGCAGCUGAAACUGCCGGGCAAGGGCGGCAGCUCUCCCUCCCAGAGCCCGUGCAGUGACUUCGAAGAGCCCUGGCUGCCCCGCUCCCGCAGCCAGAGCACCGUGAGCGCGGGCAGCAGCCUGACCUCCGCCACCACCCCCAACGUCUACGCCCUGUCCGGGGUCACACCGGCACAGAGCGACACGAGCAGCGUCAAGUCCGAGUACACAGACCCGUGGGGUUACUACAUUGACUACACGGGCGUGCAGGAGGACCCGGGGAACCCAGGCGGGGCGGGUCCAGCCGGCAGCGCAGCGUCGCCCGGAAACGGGCCAGGCCGCCAUCUCCCGGAGGGGUCCAGGGCCGCGGUAGCCCCGGUGGCCGAUGGCGCAGUCAAACCAAAGAUCACAUCGCCGGAGAAGUCACACAGGGUCACUUCUCCAUCCAGUGGGUAUUCCAGCCAGUCGAACACACCCACGACUCUCACCCCUGUGCCUGUGUUUUUAAAGUCAGUGUCACCAGCCAAUGGGAAGGGGAAGCCCAAGCCCAAGGUGCCAGAAAGGAAGUCCUCUCUGGUAUCUUCGGUAUCCAUCUCCUCCUCGUCCACGUCGCUUUCCUCCAACACUUCUACGGAAGGCAGCGGAACUAUGAAGAGGCUGGAUUCGGUGCUGGCGACUCCCCUUGCUGCUCCUCCUCUCCCCUCUCUCCCAUCUCCUUGUCCCAGUGACAAGUCUCCUUUCCUCCCUCCUCCCCCUCCACUGGCAGAUUUCCCCGAGGGCUCGCCUCUGCCCGGCUCUCCCCUCUUCCCCUCGCCACCACCGGAAGUUCUCACUCCCUUCUGUCCCCCCACCAACGUCUUCUUUCCUCCGACACCUACAGCACUUAGCCCCUCUCUUCUGGGCUCGUCUGCUUCCCUGCCACCUCUACCACCUGCCUUACCCCCCUCGCUACCCCCGCCUGCCCCCCCGCUUGACCCCAAAUUGAUGAAAGAUGCCAGGCCUUCUUUCAGAAAAGCUGGCCAGCCAGAGCCCUCCCGGGAGGCCUGCAGGCAGCCUUCCACCAAGGAGGAGGGCGGUAGACCCCCCAUGCCCCUGAUCACCACGGAGGCGUUGCAGAUGGUGCAGUUGCGGCCGGUGAGGAAGAACUCAGGAACCGAGGUAGCACUGUUACGUGAACAUGCAUCUCAGGAAAAACGAACUCCGGUUGUUCCCCAGUAUCAUUUAAAGCCAUCUGCUCUCCUGAAAUCCCGAAAUAGCAUAAAUGAAAUGGAGAGUGAAAGCCAGCCUGCCUCCGCGACAAGCUCGCUCCCGACUCCUGCCAAGAGCUCGACUCAGGGUCGCCAGGACAGUGUAGCCGAGCGUGGCCUCCCGAGCCGCAGCCCGGGCCGCGCCGGGGAGGCAGAGGCCGGGCCCGGGACCGCCCCGCCCCAUGAGCCACCCGGCCCGUUGCCCAGCAGGAAGCCCCCCCCUGUUUCCAAGAAGCCCAAACUGUUUCUGGUGGUGCCACCUCCGCACAGAGAUUUCACGGCGGAGCCCGCAGAGAACGUGAGCAAAGCGUCGCCCAGCCCCACGAGAGGAGAGGCACGAGAGAGGUGUGCAGCCGGGGCUGGUUCCGAUGAGACCGACUCUGGCAUCUCGGUUCUUGCGGGAGGAGCUGCAAGAUCUGAGUCCCCGGGCAGAGUGGAAGCCAAUGUCCCCAUGGUGCAGCCCGAUGCCUCGCCAGCCCCCUCGCGGGAGGAGCCGGGCGCCGAGAGCAGUGCGGACGCCCGGGACAACGUGGAGAGCUGUUUGUCUCUGCAGGACCCAGGGCCUGGGGCACCGGAGGCUGACACAGCUGGUUCUUCCUCAGAGGCCUGUGACUUCUGUAAGGAAGAUGGGAGUGAUGAGGUGAUGACCCCCAGUAGACCCCGGACCACGGAAGACCUUUUUGCAGCUAUUCACAGGUCUAAGAGGAAAGUCCUUGGCCGUAAAGAUUCCGAUGAUGAUCACUCCCGAAACCAUUCUCCCUCCCCGCCAGUGACACCCACUGGUGCUGCCCCCAGCCUGGCCUCCCAGAAGCAAGUGGGAUCGAUUCAGAGAAGCAUCCGGAAGAGCAGCACCAGCAGUGACAACUUCAAAGCUCUGCUGCUGAAAAAAGGGAGUCGGUCAGACACCAGUGCCCGCAUGUCCGCAGCCGAGAUGCUCAAGAACACAGACCCCAGAUUCCAGAGGUCAAGGUCGGAGCCUUCGCCAGACACCCCCGAGAGCCCAUCAAGCUGCUCCCCGAGCAAGAACAGAAAGGCCCAGGACGAGUGGGCCAAGAACGAAGGCUCGAUGCCUCGGAGUCUGUCCUUUUCUGGCCCCAGGUACGGCCGCAGCCGAACUCCGCCUUCCGCCGCCAGCAGCCGAUACAGCGUGCGGAACCGGAUCCAGAGCAGCCCCAUGACCGUCAUCUCAGAGGGCGAAGGGGAGGCCACGGAGUCCGUGGACAGCAGGACUCUCCGGGCCCUGGGCGCUGCGAGGGGACGUUCGCUGGAAGCACUGGCAGGGGAUGGCGGGGGUGAGGGCAGCCUGCUCCGUGCAGGGGAGCCCGCUGCCUCGCGGGGGGCGCAGGCUCCCGGCCCCACGGUGGGGCGGCCCAGCGCAGAGGGCACGGAUCCAUCAGAACAGCGCGGAGGUCCCCAGAGGGAAGAGAGUUAAGGGCGCGAACCUCCCAGGUGAUGUGGGGAGAUGUGCAGCACGUCGCUCUGGGAAGCCUGACCGGUACCCUUCCCGGCCUUGUCCCUGGAUCCCGCUCAGCAUCUGUGCUGUGGGCCCCGCACGGCCGGCCCCACGGCGGAAAGGGAGGGCUAUUUAGGACUCACUUGGCACUUGCCCUGUGGCUUAAAAGCAAGUAGGAGCUUAACUUCUAAAAGUGCUUCCUGGGGAAGAUUUUUUUUUUUUUUUUUUUUUUCUCUCUAAAUGCUGGGUGUGUGUGCAGGGAUGUGUAUGUGUGUGCAUUUGGAACACUUUUUAUGUUAAAAAAAAAAUACAAGCAGCAUGUACAGAAAUAGGAGAGACAGCGUUAAGCUAGGUAGAGUAAUGGAGCCUUCUGAGCAAGGUGGUAACUGCUUUAAAAGUAUUACGUUUACGGAAAUUAGUGAGUUCCAGAAGAAGGGAGAGGACCAUUACUUCUGAGAAAGAGGGGGUAGAUUUGCUGGUUCUGAGCGCACAGAAUGGCUGGAGAUGUGCACAGGUGUGCUUUCAAGGGGAGCCGUGUAGUGGUUACCCCAAAAAGUUGGUAAGGGGCUAAGUGACUCAUCGGUUCAGGUACUUUUUUCUGGGGAAAAAAGGCUUUGUUUCUUUUUUGUAAAAAUGACAGACACGUGGACGUGGCAACGCCGUAACUCGGAGUCUGCUGCUGUGUAGCCGCGGACACACAACUUCGAGCCUGGUUUGUAGAAAUGUAGGUAAUUUCUUAAUGACUUUCCUCCUUGAGCAGCAGCUGAGACCUCCUUGGAGAGCUGAAAUGACAGUGGCACAUACAGAGAGGGUAACAGAGAUGAGAGGAGGGGAGAGGAGUAAGUGAUACACUGCUGGAAUUUGUUUCCUGCUUAUUAAAUAAAAUUAUUUUUCAGAAUUAAAUUUUAAAACUUGCACUACAGAACUGUGGGUGGAGCCUUUCCUUGUACAACUUUUUUUUUUUUUUUUUGAAACCAGAGUUUAAACUUCCAUUUGGCAAUUUCUUAUCACU